AUGAGAAGCGUAUGCCAGUUUCUCCUUUUGGCGCGAUUGGUCGCUGCCAUCACUGGACCAAGGAUAGAAAACGAUUUCGACCGAAACAGACCAACAAACCUGGGACAUCCUGGUUUUAACGAGCAUCAAACAAGAUUUGGGCUGAACUCUCCGUUACAAAACUUCCAGCAGCAGCCAGCAGUCAUCAACAAUGCCCCACAACUUCCUUUCCCGCAACCAAUACUAAAUCAACAACCAUAUGUGCCUCAGUUUAACAGUCUUCUUCCAGCACAAAAUAUCCCAAAUAACGCCAUCCCUAUUCAAAACAGCAACAACUUUCAAUUCAAUCAACAAGCAAAUGCGAAUCCUCAACUCAACAAUUUUCAUCAAAAUGUAGGAUCUCAAAAUUUUCAACAAAGUCAAAACAUACAACAAGCACCUACGAUUCCAACAUUCCAAAACAGCCUUCCAUUAGCUCAAAAUCCACCAAUAUUUAAUCAUAAUCCAAACAUUCCAUCUCCUCUAUCUCUUACACAACAAAGACCAACGCAAGCUGCUUUUCUACCAACUUUACAAACAGCACAAAGUCAGCAAAGCUUUAAUGCUCCUAACCCUAUUACGAUCCAAGCUGCACCAAAUUUAGCACCUCAAAACCAUAACCAAAAUGGGCAAGUGCCGUUCCAAGCUUCGCAACAAAUCAGCCAAUCAAAUAAUCAAGGUUCAAUAUUUACAAACCCUCAGCCAUCCGAUUUCCAACAAUAUUAUGAACAACAAUCUAAAGAGAACUUAGAAAAGCUUAAGGAACUACAGGAAAGACAACGAAUUAUUCAAAAACACCAGGAAUUCGUGCAGAAACAACAACAAAAACAACAGGAGAAAGUUGAAAAGCUUCAUGACGAAUUCUUGAGUAGACAAGCUACUAAAUCAUUACCAACAUAUACUACAACUGAAAACUACGAAGACAGUUUUAGAAGAGGUCAGGAAAAACGACGACCAAUUUUACCGCAUGAAACAGAUUUAUUCAAAAAAGCACUUGACCUUUAUGAGCAACAACAUCCAACAACAACUACCAGCACUACAACAACCACAACAACAACACAACGGCCUAGGUUUAUUAGGACCAGACCAACUGCCCGAUCUCGCACUCCACCACAGGACAGAAAUAAACAAAAACUCUACAAUGACAUAAAGAGCCUGCUAGAGGAAAGUGAAACAAAAGGAUUCGAUGACAACCUUCGAGCCAAGAGUGUUGCUCUAUUACAAAAACCGGAUAUUUUAAAACAACUUAAAGUAGCUUUAGCAGAAAAUCCUGAAGAUUUUAGCGAGAAAAAUUUCACUUCUCGUGAGAUAUCGCUAAAUGGUCAAAAAUACGAAGUUAUAAGAACAAAUAACCCUAAUUUAAUCCCCAAAGGUGCAAUAUCUGCUGAUAGUCCGGAUUUGGGAAAGUUAGUAGCCGCCACACAAGAAACGCAGAAAGAAAGUCAUGUAUCAUUUGACGAUUUAACAAAGGGUGUUUUGCCACCAGGUGCUAAUUUUGAACUCGUAAAACAAGGUGAUAAUGGCAAAUUGGAAGAAGUGUCAGCAUCAAAUACCCUUCCAAACAAAAAGAAGGUUACAUUUGUAUUUCUAGAAGAGCAGGAUGAUGGUUCCUACAAGGUUAAGGGGGUAAAAGCGAAUGGACAACAGACAGAAGAAGGACCUGAGGUAGAGGAAAUUUUGAACAGGAUUCGAAAAGGUGAAAUUUCUCUCCCAGGACCUACUAAAAUAUCAAAUGCAUUGUUUUCGUCAACAACAGAAAACCCUACAACAACUAAUAUAGACUACAUAGCGGAAUCAUCACAUCAUCCUUCAACAUACACCAGUUUUGUGACAACUUCAAGUUAUGCUUCUUCGGGACUUACGAACCCUGUACAAACUACUCCUGCCCCGAUACAUAGGAAUUCCAUUGCACCUGCUAGGACUACACAAAAAUCAUACAGAGAAACCUACACACCAAGAGAAUCACAAAGAGAAUCAUAUACACCCAGAGAAAGAGAAUCUUAUACCCAAAGAGACUUGCCAAGAGAGACGUAUAGUCAAAGAGAAACAACAAGAGAGACGUAUAGUCAAAGAGAACCAACACGAGAAACGUUUACACCGAGAGAGUCAAUAAGAGAAUUGUACACUCAGAAGGCACCACACAACGAGAUUUAUACUGAGCGAGAACCAACAAGAGAAUCGUACACCCAACGUGAAUCGCCUAGGGAAAGUUACACGCAACGUGAGAAUUCAAGAGAAUCAUACACCCAGAAUGAAAGAGAGACAUAUUCUCAAAGAGAUCCAACAAAAGAACCAUUGACACAAAGAGAAACAUUCACACAAAAAGAUGCUAUUAGAGAUACAUAUACUCCACGAGAAUCUCAAACGUUUCAAUCUUCGACAGGCCGUCCAACAACAGAACGCUUCAUCAUAAAAACCUCUACGCCAACUUAUACAAUUAGAAGUCAGAAACAGACUCAAAGAAGCCCAUUCCCAAGUACAACAAUAUUGAAUACAACGCCAGUAUAUAGAUCAACACCUCAAGACGUAGUUGUAAUAGGGUCUUCUACGCUGGCACCAACUUAUGAGGAGCCAACUCAAAAUAUUUUCGCUUCGGCGUCUAGCCCAGGUCUCAUAGAUAUUCUUAAGGAAAAUGGUCUAUUCGCAACAGCCAAAUAUUUGAAGCAGUCUGGAUUAGAUGCUAUUUUGAAUGAGACUGGGCCUUACACUAUUUUCGCUCCAACUGAUAAGGCGUUCAGGACGCUGCUAGUACAACUUGGAGGACCAGACAGAGCAGAAGAGAAGUUCCGUGACAAUCCUCGUCUGUUGAGUGGUUUAUUACUCCAUCACGUAAUCCCAGGUGCAUUCGAUAUAGCCUCGUUACAGGAUGAGAUGACCGGUGUCUCCUUAGCUGGUACACAACUACGAGUUAAUCAGUAUGACAUGCAUGAUGUUGAAUGGAACGAGGUUAAGGUCACCACCAUCAAUGGAGCCCGAGUAAUUGAUGACAAGAGAGAUAUUCAUAUACCACAGGGAAUCGCUCACGCAGUCGACCGAGUCAUGUUUCCUCUGCCAGUGGGCGAUUUAGUACAGACUCUGCAAGCAGACCGAGAUAGAAGAUUCACUACAUUUUUGAAGGCCAUCUUCGCCAGUGGCUUUGCGGAUACUUUAGCGGAAAGCAAAACGUAUACAGUUUUCGCGCCGACAGACACGGCAUUUGCGAAAUUAGCGCCAAGCGAGUUAUCGCGGUAUUCUGAAAAAGCUGCCGCACGCGCUUUGGUCGCAAGACAUGUACUACCGGGCACGCUGUACAGCGCAGGCAUGCGGUAUUACCAGCUACGGAACUCCAUGGAGGAUGCUAAGCCGCUCACACUUCAAAAGAACUCCGGUCGAAUAAAAGUGAACAACGCUCAAGUUAUUACACACAAUAUUCCUGCAACAAACGGAGUUAUUCAUGCAGUUGAUACAUUACUUUAG
Messenger RNA from Pieris macdunnoughi, 3474 nucleotides. NCBI's taxonomy places the organism in Eukaryota, Metazoa, Arthropoda, Insecta, Lepidoptera, Pieridae. The record is from the annotation of a GenBank genome assembly.